Messenger RNA from Venturia canescens, 3144 nucleotides. Its product is annotated as eukaryotic translation initiation factor 3 subunit B-like. Gene Ontology annotation, biological process: translational initiation. The transcript is spliced from 11 exons. Gene Ontology annotation, cellular component: eukaryotic translation initiation factor 3 complex. The coding region runs from base 1 to 2226 and encodes 741 amino acids. The record is from RefSeq and is a predicted model, not a curated record. Lineage: Eukaryota; Metazoa; Arthropoda; Insecta; Hymenoptera; Ichneumonidae. Gene Ontology annotation, molecular function: translation initiation factor activity; translation initiation factor binding; RNA binding.
AUGCUAUGGGGGAGUGACGCAGAUCCACAGCCGCUUUUUCCCCUCUCAGUCCUGUCACACGGAUGCCGUAGCGCACGGACCUGCUUUUUAAUCAUGGCGAAAAAAACACUGCUUGAUGAAAGCAAUCAAAAUGAAGAUUCAGUGAGAAAUGACGAUGACUCAAUGGACGAUGAUGAAGAACCAAAUUUUAGUGAUCCUGAGGGUUACGUCGACGAUGUUUCCGACGGUGAACUUUUGGCUGACCUGUUGCCGGACAAGCCAUCUGAGGCCGAUGGAGUUGAAUCUGUAAUCGUGAUUGAUGGAGCACCUGUUGUUGAGCCUGAGCGUCUUGAGAGACUCCAAACUGUCAUCAACAAGGUUUUUGGAAAAUUUGGCACAAUUGUCAACAUGCACUAUCCAAAACAAGAAAAUGGAAUGACCAAGGGAUACAUUUUCUUGGAAUAUUCCAAUCCUAUGAGUGCUCUUGCUGCUGUAAAGUCGACAAAUAACUACAAAAUCGACAAGAUGCACACAUUCAAGGUCAAUCUUUUCACGGACUUCAAGAAGUUUGAGAAUAUAUCUGAGGAUUGGGAACCACCAGAACCACAGGCUUACUCUGCGGUUGGAGAUCUUCACAAUUAUCUGCUCGAUGCUGAUGCGUAUGAUCAGUUUUCUGUUCUUCUUGGCAAUGGAGGAAAUGUUUGUGUACAAGUUUGGCAAAAUUCUGCCCCUGAGCCCACCAUGAUCCAAGAAGGGGAGGGUUGGAGUGAGACGUACGUCAGAUGGUCGCCAUUGGGUACUUAUUUGACCACAUUUCACAGUCAAGGUGUCGCACUUUGGGGUGGACCGAAAUUUAAACGAAUCUGCCGUUUCAGCCAAAGAAAUGUUGAGUGCGUCGACUUUUCACCUUGCGAACGGUAUAUCGUAACUUACACACCACGAUCGGACGGUGGUCCGGACGCCAAGCGUCUCGUAAUAUGGGACAUUCUCACUGGUCUUGAAAAACGCUCCUUCACCCCUCUUUGUUCUUCGAGUUGGCCAAUUUUCCGUUGGUCUCACGAUGACAAAUAUUUGGCCUGUAUGGAUGAAGAUGUUUUAAGUGUUUACGAAACACCUUCAUUCGGUUUGUUAGACAAGAAGAGUAUUAAGAUCCCAGGAAUUAGGGACUUCAGCUGGUCGCCAACCGACAAUAUUCUAGCCUACUGGGUCCCUGAAGACAAGGAUGUUCCUGCUCGAGUAACUCUCCUCGAAAUUCCCAGCCGCACUGAGGUCCGUAACAAAAAUCUAUUCAACGUAGCUGAUUGCCGAAUAUUCUGGCAAAAAUCUGGCGAUUAUCUUUGCGUUAAGGUCGAUCGUUUUGCCAAGAGGAAAGAAAAAACUGAACAGAAGUACACGUCCUUCACUGGAUUGGUAUUCCAAGGUAUGUCCUACAACUUCGAGAUCUUCCAUAUGCGAGAAAAACAAAUUCCCGUAGACAGUGUUGAAAUGAAAGAACCUAUUCACGCGUUCGCGUGGGAGCCCGUAGGUAGCAAAUUUGCGAUUAUUCACGGAGAAAUCCCGAGCGUAAAUGUCAGUUUUUAUGAAGUACGUUGUGGCCAUCAACCAGCUCUUCUCAAAAAAUUGGAGAAAAAAGCUUGCAAUCACCUGUUCUGGUCGCCCUUGGGACAAUUCAUCGUUUUAGCUGGUCUUACAUCGAUGGCCGGUGCUCUAGAGUUCAUUGACACGAACGAUUUCACGGUUAUGAAUUCGACCGAUCAUUAUCAAACGUCUGACGUUGAGUGGGAUCCGACUGGACGAUAUGUGGUAACAGCUGUUUCGAGUUGGAAAACAAGUGUCGACAAUGGCUACUGGUUAUGGACUUUCCAAGGUCGCAUCUUGAAGCGAGUGAAUUUAACAGCGUUCAAUCAACUCUUGUGGCGUCCAAGACCACCGACUCUUUUGACUGCCGAACGAAUCAAGAGCAUAAAGAAAAAUCUGAAGAAAUAUUCAGCACAAUUUGAGAGCAAAGAUCGUAUGAGGCUGACGCGAGCUUCGAAGGAACUCAUUGAAAAACGUUGUGCUCUGAUGAAAGCGUUCAAUGAAUAUCGCGAAAAGCGCAUCGAAGAAUGGAACACUCAGAAGAAACGCCGAUUGGAAUUGCGUUGCCAUAUCGACACCGAUGCGUUGGAUUCCGAUACGAAGAACGUUGAGGAAGAGGUAGUGGAAUUUUUCGUCAAAGAAGAGUCAUUCAUCAUUGAGGGGAAAUAGAGAGUGACGUGGGUGUCCGUGUUUUUUUCAAUCAAACUUUUCGCAAUUGGAAAGCAGAGAACCUUAGAGAAGCCGAACAGUGGUAAAUGUAAUAAGAUUGUUCAAUCAAAAGAAAAAAAAAAUACUUGGAAGCGACUUUCUUUCCAUCCGUGCUCUAUCCAGUCAACGAGUGAAAAAUGAUUGCUCCGCAAUCUUGUGAACAACAACUUUUUUGGUCAUCUAUUCGAAAAACAGUUCAAAUGACAUCUGACAAAAUGACGUUUCGUUUCAAACGUCGAAAUUAUAGCACACUCGAAUUCUAUCACGUUCCAUACAGAAUAGGUCCUCAUACCUGAAUUAAUGAUCGUAUUGAAUAUUCAAUAGGUGGCAAAUGAUAUUAAUCUUUUCUAUUGUUUAUUUAUCUUCAUCGUGGUAUAUGUCAAGGAGCAUUUUGCUCAAUUGUGAAGAGUAUGUCCCAAAUGGAACAGUUAAGAUCACGUGAAUUUCAAUACAAGAUCAUGAUAAGUUUUAUAACUGUUGAAACAGAGACAAAAAUCAAAGAAUCAUUUUUCUGAAAACGAAUAUUGUACAAAAAAGUAUUUGAAACACUUUUAAACCGUUUAGACCGGAAAGUUACUCUACAACUCUAUUUUCGAAAUGUGAAAUAUUUUGUCACACUUUUCUACGAUGUGGUGUAAUGUCCAAGAAAAAUGAAAAUCACACGUUAGUUCCUUUCAUCAGAAAUUAGUGUAAAUUAUCUGUUUCUCGAAAUAUCAAGCAUUCCUGGGAAAAUGGAGAGUCUGCUUUCUUGAACAAAUUAACGGAGAAUUCGAUUUCAAACCGACAACUCGUACGAAUGAGAGUUGCGGUUUUGAAUAUUUAUAAUUUUUGGUGACCGGCUGAAUAAAAAAAAAUUAAUAAAUAUAUUUGCUUUUCUCA